AUGUCUUCAACACAACAAUUUCGAACCGAAAGGGACACCUUUGGUGAACUACAAGUUCCAAGCGACAGAUAUUGGGGUGCACAAACUCAACGAUCCUUACAGAACUUUGACAUCGGCGGGCCCACUGAACGUCUUCCUCCUCCCUUGAUCAAAGCAUUCGGUAUCCUAAAGAAAGCCGCGUCGAUUGUGAAUGUUGGUUAUGGAUUGGAUGCAAAGAUCGGCGAGGCAAUCCAGCAAGCUGCUGAUGAUGUCAUUUCGGGACAACUAAAUGAUCAUUUUCCGCUUGUGGUAUUUCAAACUGGAAGUGGAACUCAGAGUAACAUGAAUGUGAACGAGGUCAUCUCCAACCGCGCCAUCGAAAUUCUAGGUGGAGAGUUGGGUUCGAAGAAGCCCGUGCAUCCCAAUGAUCAUGUCAACAUGUCGCAGUCUAGCAAUGAUACCUUCCCUACUGCCAUGCACAUUGCGGCGGUCACAGAACUCAAUAUUUCUCUCAUCCCGGCUUUAUCCGGACUUCGCGAUGCAUUGGACGCAAAAUCUAAAGCCUUUGAGCAUAUUGUCAAGAUAGGACGAACACAUUUGCAAGAUGCUACUCCGUUAACGCUAGGACAAGAAUUCAGUGGGUAUGUACAGCAAGUCUCCAAUGGCAUAGAGAGGGUCAAAGGUGUGCUACCUCGACUUAGCCUUCUUGCUCAAGGAGGGACUGCAGUUGGAACUGGACUGAAUACCAAACGCGGUUUCGACGUGAAAAUCGCAGAAGAAAUCACCAAACUCACUGGCUUGGAGUUUAAGACCGCACCAAACAAGUUCGAAGCUCUCGCUGCGCACGACGCGCUCGUAGAAGCACAUGGCGCACUCAACGUCCUAGCGUGUUCGCUCAUGAAAAUCGCCAACGACAUCCGCUAUCUUGGCUCCGGUCCCAGGUGCGGACUCGGAGAGUUGAGCCUUCCAGAGAACGAGCCUGGAAGUAGUAUCAUGCCUGGAAAAGUCAACCCGACGCAGUGCGAGGCUGUGACAAUGGUCGCUGCACAGGUAAUGGGCAACCAGACGACAGUCAGUAUCGCCGGAUCCAAUGGACAAUUCGAGCUGAAUGUGUUCAAGCCGGUCAUUAUAAAAAAUGUGUUACAGAGCAUCCGAUUGCUUGCUGAUGGUUCACGCUCGUUCACGAAAAACUGUGUCGUUGGAAUCCAGGCGAAUGAACCGCGCAUCAAGUCUCUUCUGAACGAGUCACUGAUGCUGGCAACGAUCCUCAACAGUCAUCUUGGAUACGACAAUGUGGCUAGAUGCGCCAAGAAAGCACAUAAGGAAGGUACAACGCUAAAGGAGGCUACGGUCUCGCUUGGUCUUCUCUCGCCGGAGGAGUUUGACGAAAAGGUUCGACCAGAACUGAUGCUGUAUCCUGAUCCCUGA
Messenger RNA from Lentinula edodes (shiitake mushroom), 1407 nucleotides. RefSeq names its product L-Aspartase-like protein. NCBI's taxonomy places the organism in Eukaryota, Fungi, Basidiomycota, Agaricomycetes, Agaricales, Omphalotaceae. Bases 1 to 1407 code for a protein of 468 amino acids. Gene Ontology annotation, molecular function: fumarate hydratase activity. The transcript is spliced from 11 exons. The record is from RefSeq and is a predicted model, not a curated record. Gene Ontology annotation, biological process: tricarboxylic acid cycle; fumarate metabolic process; malate metabolic process. Gene Ontology annotation, cellular component: tricarboxylic acid cycle heteromeric enzyme complex; mitochondrion.